AUGAGUGCAGCAAGAGGAGAAGAUUGGUGCAGCAAGAGGAGAAGAUUGGUGCAGCAAGAGGAGAAGAUUGGUGCAGCAAGAGGAGAAGAUUGGUGCAGCAAGAGGAGAAGAUUGGUGCAGCAAGAGGAGAAGAUUGGUGCAGCAAGAGGAGAAGAUUGGUGCAGCAAGAGGAGAAGAUUGGUGCAGCAAGAGGUUAACCUCCUCGCUCAUCACACUGCAAGUGUGGCAAAGUCGGCCCAAACAGUGCCACCCUCCCUCCAACACACCCAGACAGUGCCCCCCUCCCUCCAACACACCCAGACAGUGCCCGCCUCCCUCCAACACACCCAGACAGUGCCCCCUCCCUCCAACACACCCAGACAGUGCCCCUCCCUCCAACACACCCUGACAGUGCCACCCUCCCUCCAACACACCCAGACAGUGCCACCCUCCCUCCAACACACCCAGACAGUGCCACCCUCCCUCCAACACACCAAGACAGUGCCCCUCCCUCCACAGACCAAGACAGUGCCCCUCCCAACAACACACCCAGACAGUGUCACCCUCCCUACAACACACCCAGACAGUGCCCCCCUCCCUCCAACACACCCUGACAGUGCCACCCUCCCUCCAACACACCUAGACAGUGCCACCCUCCCCAACAAACCUAGACAGUGCCACCCUCCCUCCAGCACACCCAGACAGUGCCCCCUCCCUCCAACACACCCAGACAGUGCCCCCUCUCUCCACACCCUAGACAGUGCCCCUCCCUCCAACACACCCUCUCCAGACAGUGCCCCUCCCUCCAACACACCCAGACAGUGCCCCCCCUCCCUCCAACACACCUAG
Messenger RNA from Haliotis rubra (blacklip abalone), 828 nucleotides. RefSeq names its product proline-rich receptor-like protein kinase PERK2. The record is from RefSeq and is a predicted model, not a curated record. Bases 1 to 828 code for a protein of 275 amino acids. NCBI's taxonomy places the organism in Eukaryota, Metazoa, Mollusca, Gastropoda, Lepetellida, Haliotidae. The transcript has 3 exons.